AUGGAGCUUAAGACAUUGUGCUUGGAAUCUGCUUCUCUUCGAGUCUUCAAUCUUCUCUACAUCCCUGGACGACUAUGCAUCGAAAUUUCUGGAAGCUGCAAUGGUCUUGUUUGUGUCUACCGUGAUAGGGAAGUCUACAGUAAGAGGGAGGCACCCAUAUACGUAGUUAACCCGACCACGAGAUGGUUUCGACAACUUCCUCAAGCUAGGUUUCAGAUAUUAAUGCAUAAGGCAACAUACACUCGGGAAACUUUUACAGACAUUAAUCCAGUCCCUCGACUAGCGUUCGCAAAGGCCACAUUGUGUGAUUAUAAAUUGGUGUGGUUAUACAAUUCUGAUAAAUACAAUUCUGACGCCAUGAGUUUAAACGAUGGAUUUACCAAGUGCGAGGUUUUCGAUUUUAGGGCAAACGCUUGGAGAUACUUGACUUGCACUCCAAGGUACCGAAUAUUUAACGACCAAACCCCAGCAUCCGCAAACGGAUUAGUUUAUUGGCUCACGGAACGAUACAAUGGUGAAACCAAAGUUAUAGUUUUUGAUCUUCAAACUGAAACUUUUCGAUUGCUACCUAAGAAUCCAGCUGCUAGUUCACAUCCAGACCAUAUCGACCUGUGCAUUUUGGAUAAUAGACUCUGUAUGUCGAAGAGAAAGCGCGGUACAAUGAUCCAAAAGAUUUGGAGCUUGCAAGUAUCAUUAGAGGAGACAAGGACAAAGAUUUAUACUAUAGAUCUUCGAUCUUGUUUAUCAUGGUCUCAAUCUGGAUUAAUUGCUUUUAGUUGGACCCGCAUGGAUGUGAUUCGACCAUGCACACCGGUUGCGAUAUUGAAGAACAAGGAGAUCCUACUCAAUCAUCGUUAUGGUGAUGGUCUGGUGAAGUAUGAUCCACAAACAAAAUUUUACUCUUCAAUUUACAAUCAUCUUUCUUGUAGUAGAGUUGUUCCUUAUUUCCAGACUUUAAUAUCUCAUAUCUAAAA
Molecule: messenger RNA, 974 nt
Organism: Arabidopsis lyrata subsp. lyrata
Lineage: Eukaryota; Viridiplantae; Streptophyta; Magnoliopsida; Brassicales; Brassicaceae
Product: putative F-box protein At1g12855
Exons: 1
Coding region: 1-972 (323 amino acids)
Molecular function (GO): protein binding
Source: RefSeq, a predicted model, not a curated record